AUGGAUAGAGAAAUCUUUAUACUUAAAGAGAAGUUACUGGUAGAUGUUGUUAUAAAACCCAAUAGAAACAUUAAUGAUAUAAUAAAGAUACUUCUUAAAGAUUCAGCCAUUGUUGUUUUUGACACUAUUGGUAACUUUAAUAAAGAUCUAUUACCCAAAGAUAUAGUAUUACUCAAAUAUUUCUGGAUUAAAUCAAUCAAUCAUCUCUAUAAAACACUAAGAUCUCUCAAAGAAAAAAGAAAAUUCAUUCUCAUAAUUGAUUCAAUAACCUUUGUUUGUGAUUUUGAUUAUAAAAUGAUUAAAAGUACUUUAAAUGAACUUUGGAAAACAAUAUACCAAAAUAAAUGCACAAUCAUAUGUAUUAAUCACUUCAGAUAUGGAAGUGAAAAUGAUACGCUUAAACUUAUACCAAGAAUGGGUUACGUAUACAAUAACUUUAUUUCCUAUAGAAUUAUUAUUAACGAUCAAUCUUAUGUGUGUGUUCAAAACAAAAGAUUUAUUUUAAAUAAAAAUUUUAAUUAA
Messenger RNA from Hepatospora eriocheir, 522 nucleotides. NCBI's taxonomy places the organism in Eukaryota, Fungi, Microsporidia, Hepatosporidae. The record is from the annotation of a GenBank genome assembly.